CACCCCCCCCCCCCCCCCAACAAUCGUGUCAAGACAGAAUGUGGGUGUGCUGCAUUUGUGUAGAUAUUAAGGAAUUAGCACGCACAAUGCAGUGGUCAAACAAGAAAAGCAAACAUUUAUCAUUCUUACAAAAAAAAACAACAACAAAAAAACACACACCCCUAAACUAAUCAGAUUACCGUAAUUUCCGCCCUAUUCAGGCGCACCUAAAAACCUAAAUUUUUACCAAAAGUCGACAGUGCGCCUUAUAGUCCGGUGCGCCUUAUAUAUGGAUCAAUUGAUGAAUUUGUUGACCCAUACUGGUUGUACACAGUGCUCUGCCAAAAUGUUUUAGUACGUUUUAGUACGACUAGUAAAUUACAAGGUCGCAUCGCUUCCCAACAUUACGGUAACUGUAGUCAGGGGGCGUCACCGAAUAGCUGUUCUACCCGCGAGGCUAUUUCAUUUCAAAAUAGGCUGCUCCGUUAAUGUUUCGAGUAAAUCUACGGAUCGAUAUGGAAGGGAAACAUAGGUAAGUAGUACCAAUGCGUUAGAUCGAACUUAAGUCAGUUCUGAUCAUUUUAUAGGAGAUCGUUUGAGAAAGGCAAUUGUUUACAAUUUGCUGAGGCUCAUGGGAGAUUGCGAGCUGAGGCUCAUGGGAAAGUGCGGAUGGCUAAUGCUAUAACGAUAGCUGCUAUACGCGCGAGGCUAUUUCAUGUCAAAAUAGGCUGCUCUGUUCAUGUUUCGACUAAAUCUACGGAUCGAUAUGGAAGGGAAACAUAGCUCAGCUGUGGAGGUGGUCAGCAGCACUAUUCUUGGGGGUCCAUAUCACAGACGACCUCACCUGGACUGUGAACACCACGACACUGGUCAAGAGGGUACAGAAGCGCUUGUACUGAGGAGAGCCCACCUGCCCCCACCCACCAUGAGGACGGAUCAUCGGGGCUCCUCUUCCCUCCAUUCAGGACUUGUCAUCCCAGCGCUGCGUGUCCCGAGCCCGAAAUAUUAUCAGUGAUCCAUCAUCCCCCCCCCCCCACACACACACACACACACUGGACUGUUCUCCCUGCUGCCCUCUGGGAAGAGGUUUCGCAGCAUCCGCUGCAGGUCCACCAGGUUCUGCAAUAGUUUUUUUCCCUGCUGUCGUCACACUGUUGACCAUUCAACUUAGCAUUCCUCUGCACACUUUGUAAAUACUGUUUACAUACUUUAUCACUGCUGCACUUUAUACUUAUCUUUUUUCAUAUUUUUAUAUAGAAUGUCACUUUUUAUUCAGCCGCAAUAUCACCACAUUGUUGGAAGCCGUAUGCAACGUCAUUUCGUUUUGUGUGCACCCAGUGUUUACAAAAUGACAAUAAAGUUUGUCUAAGUCUAUUGAUCCUACCACUUUGGCACAGUUCAAGUUGUGGUGUGGUCAUUUUUCACAACAUUAACACGUUUCAGUGGCGUAGAUACCGGAAAAUGGAUAGAUAGAUAGAUAGAUAGAUAGAUAGAUAGAUAGAUAGAUAGAUAGAUAGAUAGAUAGAUAGAUAGAUAGAUAGAUAGAUAGAUAGAUAGAUAGAUAGAUAGAUAGAUAGAUAGAUAGAUAGAUAGAUAAAAAAAAAAGCUGAGUGAUUUAUGGUUUUGAACUGUUGCUGGUAGCUCAGGCCAAUCAAGUCGAUCGCGGGGUGGGUGCAUUUGCACUGUGGAGGGGUUGCGGGAGGCAUGACGUCACCCGCAACAAGUUUUGAAUAUGAAUGAAAUUUCUUCCAUUUUCUUGACGAGUUUGUUUCCUUUUUGAAGACCCUUAGAUUUAUAAAACACAAAUUGCAUUCAUCUUGUCGUGAUAACUGGCAGUUAGUUGCACGUUACGUGAAAAGCUCUAGCUCAUUUUAUUUUAAUUCUAGUUUGAUUGUAUUUUUAUGACCUUUUCUUUAAUUGCUUUUUAUUUGCUAUUGCAUAAUGGUUACUGUGCCUAUUUCAUGAUGGUCGAAGCCAUUUUUGUCAUGUACGGAAUUUUUGAUACGGACCUUCAAUUUUAAAAAAUAACAUAAGUUUUGAAAGUGAAACGUUUCCUCAUAAUUAUAAAGUUUGGAACUUGAAACCAAAUUUCUUCUAUUUUCAUGAAGAGUUUGUUUCCCUUUUGAAGACCCUUGGAUUUAUAAAACCAAUUGUAUUUUCGGUGUAACUGGCAGUUAGUUGCAUGUUACGUGAAAAGCACUUGCAUGCUUUAUUUUUAAUUCUAUAUUGGUUGCAGUUUCAUGAUCUGUUUUGUUUUUCGGUUGGUAUUGUAUAAUGGUUACUGUUUGUAUUUCAUUACGGUCGAAGCCAUUCUUGUCACGUACUGUACUGUGGUCUUUGUGUGUGUCAACAAUCGUCGUCAUUGUGAUUUUUUUUUUUUUUUUUAGUUAUUUCUUAAUUAGGUUGGAUGUCUUUUUGGUCGCGACGAUUUCUACUACUGCCACUAAAGGCACCACCGGGAUAAGGGGCACUCGAAUGUCGAGGAGACGGCUGUGUAUCUGUUCAGUGGAUUUGGAAAAGAAUCAGAAAGACUUCUGAAAGGACAAAAAGUGCCGCUCGUCGUGACUCGGAACCGCAACCGUUAUGACAUUGUGUAAAGACUUAAAGGAGACUAGCAGGUAGCUGUAUGGCGUAAGACAAAGGAGGUUAUAUAAGGUUACGCGGCCGCCUUUGCGUACGUGUAUCACGCACGCACGCACUCGUCAUAAAGUUCCCAAAUGCAGCCAAUGAACGAGCAACAAAUGUGCAAACUUUCGAAGCGCCAUUGAAGAUGACGGCGAUUGAGAGCUUUAUAGGAAGCUCGCUCGCUCGCUGAGUUUAUUUCGGCUCGUUCUGUUCAGUGGAUUCGCCUGCUCGCAUCUCUUCACGCAGCUUCCAGCUCCAGCACCAGCACCAGCAGGUCCGAACGCUCCCUCUCUUCCUAGUCAUCCUCGAAAGAAGAUGAACUUCUCCAAGCUGCUGUGCUUGGUGCUCUUGUACAGCGAGCAAUUUGGGCAAGUGCUGGCGGCGGAGACACCAGUAUGCAACGGCAACUCUGAUGGCAGCACAACUGUGCAGUGCAGGGGCAAGAAGGGCGGAGCGGUCCAAUUGAAAGUCACAGGCACCGUUCCUGGCGAUAAGCCGGGUGUCGACUGGCAUAAGGGUGAUGAAGCUACCAAACUUAAUAGUGACAACACUAAGUACAAGAUUACUGGUAGCAAGAACAUCGAACUGGAGAUCCUGAACCUGGCAGAAACCGAUGAGGGAAAGUACGAGGCCAAAGAGAUCCCACAACCCGAAAAGUUCGAGGUCCAAGUGGUGGACUGCUUGGGUAAAACAAGCGAACCCGCCCUGUGCCAGGGCAAGCCGGGUGGCAGCAUCGAAUUGGGGCUCUCAGACGGAACUGUCAGCCCACUCGCCUGGAAGAAGGGCACGGUCAAGAUUACGAUCAAUGCUACCAAGUACGACGGUCCAGUCACCGAGGCUAUCCUGAAGAUCCUGAACCUGAACGACGAAGACGAGGCAGAUUUCACGGGCGGCACCAACGGCGAUGGAGAAAAGUUUUCCGUCCAAGUGGCCGACUGCUUUGGCGCCACGGGAACCGUGCAGUGCCCCGGCAAGCUGGGAGAAAAACUCAAAUUGAGAAUCUCAGGAUCAGUUACUGGUGCUGAUAAAGUCAUCUGGACGAAAGAGGGCGGCGAGCUCCCCAGCAGCAGCAAGAAAGUAGGAGACAAAAACGAAGGUCUGAAACUCAAGGACCUGAAAGCAGCCGACGCGGGAACCUACAAGGCCACCUACGACACCAGCAACACUGUGCUCUUUGUUGUCAGCGUUCCGGGUGAGUUUGAUGUUGCAAGACAAUCCACUCACUGCUACGAGAGCCGAAAAGCUUUGAUUGACCCGAAAACAUUUUGCAUUUCAUUGGCAGUGGAAACCAACCAAUAAGCAAGCCCUUUCAGCAGCACGUUUUGUUUUACAAACCGCACUCGCAGUACUGCGCGCCAAAGUGUGCGGCAAGUUCAAACGUUGCCACCUGACCUUUUCCAAUUGCCAUUCUCCCAUUCAGAU
This is a messenger RNA of Syngnathus typhle (broad-nosed pipefish), 4026 nucleotides long. RefSeq lists its product as uncharacterized. The transcript has 5 exons. The coding region runs from base 2920 to 3903 and encodes 327 amino acids. The record is from RefSeq and is a predicted model, not a curated record. NCBI's taxonomy places the organism in Eukaryota, Metazoa, Chordata, Actinopteri, Syngnathiformes, Syngnathidae.